Messenger RNA from Diospyros lotus (date-plum), 3615 nucleotides. RefSeq names its product kinesin-like protein KIN-14I. Gene Ontology annotation, biological process: microtubule-based movement. The transcript has 19 exons. The record is from RefSeq and is a predicted model, not a curated record. Bases 349 to 3360 code for a protein of 1003 amino acids. Gene Ontology annotation, molecular function: microtubule motor activity; ATP binding; microtubule binding. NCBI's taxonomy places the organism in Eukaryota, Viridiplantae, Streptophyta, Magnoliopsida, Ericales, Ebenaceae.
UAGUUCGUUCGCUCUACUGCGAGUUGCAGUAUAAAGCGCAGAGAGAGAGAGAGAGAGAGAGAGAGCUUUGUAAUCCAAAAGGAAGAGGAAGAUGAUGAUGGCUUAACAAAGAAAAGAAAAGGGAGAAAAAGCAAACCCAAACCAAUUCUGAGAUUCAACUUUCCUUCCAUCUCUCUUUCUUUCUGUCAUAGUUUCUCUUCCCAUCUUGUCGCCGAAUCCCUACUCUUUUCUUUCUCCUCAAUCUCUGGUUCUUCUUGAUGGCGGAAAUCGGGGUUUUAAUGGCGGAGAAUUGAUCUUUCGGCUUCGAUUUUUGUUAUUCUUUGAGGAGAAAGGGAGGAGAGAGAAACUAUGGAAGGUGCAUUGCCGUUCUCGGUAGCGUCGGUGGUGGAAGAUGUUCUUCAGCAGCACGGUACUCGAUCCAGAGUUCUUGAUUUGGACUCCCGCCGAGCAGAGGAAGCCGCAACAAGGCGGUACGAAGCAGCUGGGUGGUUAAGGAAGAUGGUGGGAGUUGUUGGAGCAAAAGAUUUGCCGGCAGAGCCUUCAGAGGAAGAAUUUAGGAUUGGGUUGAGAAGUGGUCUGAUUCUGUGCAAUGUCCUUAAUAAAGUUCAACCUGGAGCUGUGCCAAAAGUUGUGGAAAGUCCUUGUGAUGCUGCUCUUAUACCUGACGGAGCAGCUUUAUCAGCAUAUCAGUAUUUUGAAAACGUGAGAAAUUUUCUUGUAGCUGUGCAAGAGAUGGGGCUUCCUACUUUUGAGGCAUCUGAUCUUGAACAAGGAGGAAAAUCUGCAAGGGUUGUUAAUUGUGUUCUAGCACUUAAAUCCUAUAGCGACUGGAAACAGACAGGUGGAAAUGGAGUAUGGAAAUUUGGGGGAAACUUAAAACCUGCAACAUCUGGAAAGGCUUUUGUGCGGAAGAAUUCAGAUCCAUUCACAGGUUCUUUGUCAAGGAAUUUGUCAAUGAGUGAAAAAUCUCUGAAUGCUAUAUCCCCUGACAUUGACUCGAAUAACAAGUGUAGUUCUUCUUUGAGCAUGCUUGUUCGUGCAAUUCUCUUAGAUAAGAAGCCUGAUGAAGUUCCAACGCUGGUAGAGUCUGUUCUAUCUAAGGUCGUGGAAGAGUUCGAGCAUCGCAUUGCAAGCCAACCUGAUUUGAAGAAAACAAAUUCAAACGAUGCGGUAGUGUCUCAAGGCAACAAAUCUCUCCUGAAACAGGGUUCUGAUGUCAAGAUGGAAGAGAAAAAGUUUGUGCGACAGAAGAAAGAGGAAUGCCUUCAUAAAAAUUACAUCUCUGAUGAGGAAUCCAAGAGACAGUUGCUGAAACAGCAGAUGAUAUUUGAACAACAGAACAAAGAGAUUACAGAGCUGAAACAAACUCUGGAUGCUACAAAAGCUGGUAUGCAGUUCAUGCAAAUGAAGUUCCAUGAGGACGUAUACAACAUUGGUGGGCACAUUCAUGGCCUUGCCCAUGCUGCUUCUGGAUAUCACAAAGUUCUCGAGGAGAACCGAAAGCUGUAUAAUCAAGUUCAGGACCUUAAGGGAAGUAUAAGGGUAUAUUGUCGAGUUAGACCCUUCUUGGGUGCACAAUCAAACUACUUAAGCACCGUGGAUCAUAUAGAAGAAGGAACAAUUACUAUUGCUGCACCGUCAAGGCAUGGAAAAGGACGUAGGUCUUUCAACUUCAAUAAAGUUUUCGGGCCUUCCGCAACUCAAGCGGAGGUCUUUGCUGAUACUCAACCACUAAUUCGAUCUGUUCUUGAUGGGUACAAUGUGUGUAUAUUUGCAUAUGGCCAAACUGGAUCUGGAAAAACUUACACAAUGUCUGGACCUAUGGAUCUUACCGAGCAGAGUCAAGGUGUAAAUUACAGGGCAUUGGGUGAUUUGUUUCUUCUCGCAGGACAAAGAAAGAACACCUUCCGCUAUGAAGUUUCUGUUCAGAUGAUUGAGAUAUAUAAUGAGCAAGUGAGAGAUCUCCUUGUUACUGAUGGCCUUAACAAACGAUUAGAAAUCCGCAAUACUUCUCAGACAGGACUAAACGUACCAGAUGCCAGCCUUGUUCGAGUGACAUCAACAUCUGAUGUUAUUGAUUUGAUGAACUUGGGACAAAGGAAUCGUGCAGUAGGUGCAACAGCCCUCAACGAACGUAGUAGCCGCUCUCAUAGUUGUUUGACCGUUCAUGUUCAAGGAAAGGACUUGACCUCUGGAACUAUUCUUCGUGGGUGCAUGCAUUUAGUAGAUCUGGCUGGAAGCGAGAGGGUAGACAAAUCUGAAGUGACAGGAGAUAGACUAAAAGAGGCACAACACAUAAAUAAAUCCCUUUCUGCUUUGGGUGAUGUGAUCUCUUCCCUUGCCCAAAAGAAUUCGCAUGUACCUUACAGGAAUAGCAAACUCACACAAUUGCUCCAAGACUCACUUGGGGGGCAGGCCAAGACACUGAUGUUUGUUCACAUAAGCCCCGAGCUUGAUGCUAUUGGAGAAACCAUAAGUACCCUCAAAUUUGCUGAGCGAGUAGCCACUGUUGAACUUGGUGCCGCCCAAGUAAACAAAGACAGUGCAGAUGUUAGAGAGCUCAAAGAGCAGAUUGCUAAUCUUAAAGCAGCCUUGGCAAGGAAAGAAGGGCAGUUGGAGCCCAUGCAUCAAAAAGUAUCCGGUAGCCCAUGUGCUAUGAUGUCCUCACCUUAUCAUCCUAGCCCACGGAGCGGAGACACGCUGGCUGAUCAAAAAAGCCACAGGAAACCAAUGGGGGAUGUAGGCAACCUCGAGGUCCGGAACAAAUCAGCUUUGAGGCAAAAGAGGCAAAGUUUUGAUCUUGAUGAGCUAUUGGGAAAUUCACCUCCCUGGCCUCCAAUCAGUAGCCCGGGUCAAAAUUAUGGGGAGGAAGAGAAAGAAAUAGGUUCAGGUGAAUGGGUAGACAAGGUUAUGGUGAACAAGCAAGAUACCUUACACGGAGGUCACAACCCCUUGGGACACUGGGAAGCAGAAAAUAGACAAAUGUCCGAUGUAUUUUACCAGAAAUAUCUCUCAGAUUCUUCCAAAAUAUACACGGAACCAUCCUUUAACAUAUUUGCAGGAAGCAACCAGUUUGACAUUGCUACCACCGAUGAUCUGGAUGAGCUUGAUGCUGGCACUAGCGACUCGUCAGAACCUGAUUUGCUUUGGCAGUUUAAUCAUGCUAAACUUAGCAACUUAACCAACGGAAUUGGCUCAAAGAUUCAGAAACCAAAUUCAAAGGCUGCAAAGAGCCCAGAACUAAGCAGGAACAUGAUCUCGAAGUUAGGCCCCUCACAGUUACAGAAACUGGGUACUCAGAGGAGUGGGAGGCAGCCAAUUUCUGCUGAAGCUAAACGAAGAACUGGGAAUAGAAAGUAGAAGAAACAAGUUUUACAAAUUCUUUUGAUUUUUUUUUAAAUUUGUUAUAUGUGAGGGUGAGUGUGUGUGAGUGAGGGGUCUGAGGUUUUAUGAUUUUUUUUUUCCCCUUCUUUUCUAAUGUUAUUUUUGGUUACAUAUGUGUAUAUGUCAAUGCAGCAAUAAUUCCGGUUGCUUGUAUCUGUUAUUAUGUUAAGAGAAGUGCUUUUAACUGCUUGGAUUCCACAAAUACUAUUCAUACAUUUGAAGAGUUUAUUA